Messenger RNA from Saccostrea cuccullata (small rock oyster), 2761 nucleotides. RefSeq lists its product as uncharacterized. Gene Ontology annotation, biological process: sensory perception of taste. Gene Ontology annotation, cellular component: membrane. Lineage: Eukaryota; Metazoa; Mollusca; Bivalvia; Ostreida; Ostreidae. The coding region runs from base 29 to 2470 and encodes 813 amino acids. The record is from RefSeq and is a predicted model, not a curated record. The transcript is spliced from 6 exons.
CAUUAUUUCUUCAGUCUCUCGAUACAGGAUGGCCGAUCAAGUUGUUUCACCAGUGUCAGUAGAAAACGGGAAAAACAGUAGUCGAACACUGGAGCAAAUUUUACAUUAUCCUAUCUUAAUGUUGAAAGUGGGUGGAUAUUUCAUUGACAUACAAGGCGCAAAACCCAAGGUAGCCGGGAAAAUAAUUUUAAACGUUGUGUACAUGCUGAUUUUGGUUUCUGGCAUCAUUAGAAUACUAACUGGCUUUGUAAUCUAUGACGAGUUUUCUGACAAACUGACGGGUCGCAUUGUUUUUGCAGUCGCCUACAUCAGCAACACCAUCAUGUUUCCAGUGUUCAUUGUUGCAUUUUCAAGACAUCUACCCGAAAUCCUAUCCAAAUUUGGGAGAUUUCAAGGAAAAUAUGGCUUUGUGGUAGAUUGCGCUAAAAUGAAACGAGUGACUACUGUUGUAUUUGCGUUUAUGGUAAUAUCUGUAAUAGUUACUGUGACAUGUGAUGCUGUCUUAACAAGUUCUCGUGUUUUAGACGAAUCUGGACUCUUUAUCAGUCGCUUUCUUCCAUUCCAAUAUAACCAUGGAUUUCUUUUUGAUUUGGCAAAUAUAAUCGACGCAGUUGCGUGUUUGCACUGGACUCUUCUACUAGAUGCCGAAACGACAGUUAUUUUUGUCUUUUUACAUUUAAUCAUUAAGGAGUUUCAAGGUGUGACGAGACAAAUUGACACUGCUAAAGCAAAAGAUAAUAUGUCUGCUCUAGAACUUGGACGACUGAGACAAAAACACCAUGAAGUCGCAGAGCUACUAGAAACAGCAAACAGCGUCAUUCAACCGAACGUUCUUUUGAAUUAUAUGCUCACCAUUCCAAGCAUCUGCUUCGGUGUUUAUGGUAUUGUUCACAGUACUUUUGGGGUCGUUAACGUUAUCAUUCUUGUAUUCAUAUUUGUCAUGCAAUUAAUAGGAAUGAAUUUAGUGACGGCGCUAGGAGCAAAAAUUAAUUCAGAGAUCAACUCACAUGGUAAGAAAUAUGAUUCGGAAAAUAUUUUAGCUCCUAUGAACAGAAUGCUUCAGAGCAUUUCACGUGACCGCCUGGAUUACGUGAUUCGCGUAUGGGAAGAACGGUGGCAUAUAUGCUUCAAAAUCAGAGAGGGCUUUGCAGACAAGUUAAGAUGCGAUAACAGUUUCAUUUCCAGGGCCAUUAAUGAUAAAAUAUCCGUUAGUUAUUCUCGUCCAUUCUCUCGAUACAGGAUGGCCGAUCAAGUUGUUUCACCAGUGUCAGUAGAAAAAGGGAAAAACAGUUCUCGAUCACUGGAGCAAAUUUUACAUUAUCCUAUCUUAAUGUUGAAGAUGGGUGGAUAUUACAUUGACAUACACGGCGCAAAACCCAAGGUAGCCGGGAAAAUAAUUCUAAACGUGGUGUACAUGCUAAUUUUGGUUUCUGGCAUCAUUAGAAUACUAACUGGCUUUGUAAUCUAUGACGAGUUUUCUGACAAACUGAUGGGUCGCAUUGUUUUUGCAGUCGCCUACAUCAGCAACACCAUCAUGUUUCCAGUGUUCAUUGUUGCAUUUUCAAGACAUCUACCCGAAAUCCUAUCCAAAUUUGGGAGAUUUCAAAGAAAAUAUGGUUUUGUGGUAGAUUGCGCUAAAAUGAAAAGAAUGACUACUUUAGCAUUUGUGCUUAUGGUCAUAUCUGUAUUAAUUACUGGGAUGUGUGAAGCUGUCAUAACAAGUUCUCGUGUUCUAGAGGAAGCUGGACUCUUUAUCAGUCGCCUUCUUCCAUUCCAAUAUAACCAUGAAUUUCUUUUUGAUUUGGCAAAUAUAAUCGACACAGUUGCGUGUUUGCAUUGGACUCUUCUACUAGAUGCCGAAACGACAGUUAUUUUUGUUAUUUUACAUUUAAUCAUUAAGGAGUUUCAAGAUGUAACGAGACAAAUUGACACUGCUAAAGCAAAAGAUAAUAUGUCUGCUCUAGAACUUGGACGACUGAGGCAAAAACACCAUGAUGUCACAGAGCUACUUCAAACAGCAAACAGCGUCAUUCAACCGAACGUUCUUUUGAAUUAUAUGCUCACCAUUCCAAGCAUCUGCUUCGGUGUUUAUGGUAUUGUUCACAGUACUUUGGGGGUCGUUGACGUUAUGAUUCUUGUAUUCAUAUUUGUCGUGCAAUUAAUAGGAAUGAAUUUAGUGACGGCGCUAGGAGCAAAAAUUAAUUCAGAGGCACACAGUGCUUUGAGGAGUCUUUUCGCGUUCAGUCUUGAGAAUUUGUCAAUAGAUGCACAACAUCAGUUACAAAUGUUUAUUUCUCAGCUGACGAGUCAGACGAUCGGUAUCAAUGUUUAUGGUUUAUUUACCAUGGAUGGUUCAACGUUUCUUAUGAUAUUUGGAACAGUGAUUACCUACACAGUGGUUGUUCUCCAGAUUCAAGCUGGAAGCUGUAACGUUUCCCAUAAUGUCAAUACUUGUAAUUGCACAAUAUGAAAAAAUAACAUGUAGCAUGAAAUAUAUGGAGAUAACGAACAGAUUUCAAGCUCAAAAGUCCCAUAAACAAUGCAAAAUAGGAGCAGAAAAAACACAGAUCUCUGAAACAUCAGAGGUAGGAUCCGUUGCCAUGGAUGAGUAAGCAUCCCCUGAUAAAAAUUACAUGUAAUUGUAACUGCACAAUAUAAUACAGUAACAUGUGGGAACUUAUACAUCAAUGAUUGUACUUGCACUUUAUGAGAGAGUAAAAUGUGGGCCGGUUAACGUCAAUAAUUGUUCAUGCACGAUACA